This is a messenger RNA of Vespa crabro (European hornet), 1002 nucleotides long. RefSeq lists its product as uncharacterized. The coding region runs from base 206 to 739 and encodes 177 amino acids. The record is from RefSeq and is a predicted model, not a curated record. The transcript is spliced from 4 exons. Lineage: Eukaryota; Metazoa; Arthropoda; Insecta; Hymenoptera; Vespidae.
UGCUUAUGAAACAUUACAAUCACAUAAGAUUGUCGCUGUGUCCGCACGUUUCAAAGUCGAGUGGAGUAGUAUAGGUGGAAUAGGUAGGGGCGAAUUACUUUCUCCAGGUCGGAGGUAGGAACGUAUCGUAUGGUUCUCUCCACAUUGACUUCAUGAACAUUCAAACGAACAUCAGCUUUUUACCAAGUCAAAUAAAAUCGACGAAAUGCUAUUGACAAAAAUAUUAUUUUUCUACGUUGGAUUUUGCAUCGUUCUAUUAUCAAUGGUCGAUUCAAUGCCGCAACAAGAUGAACCGUCAUUCGACGUUCCAGUACAACUCAUUGGUUUUCCCAUUAUCAUAGCCGCCGUUAGGGUCUCGAAUUUUAUUAAAAAGUUGGCUUAUUCAUUGAAUCCAGAGACAUAUGCAAACAGAACUAAACGAAUGGCACGUUUGAUACACGACGAGGAAAUAUUGAACGUUGGACAAAUCGAAAAGAAGCUCGUUGAAAAACUCGGUAAUGAUGUAUGCAUUUACGAAAGAAUAUGCGCCAAAUAUGCUACGAAAACGUUGCAAAGAAGAAGCAGAGAACGUGUCCUAGAUUGGGACGUCAUAUUCAGAGAAUAUAAAUCGUCGCCAAAUCCAAUGAAAGAGAAUUAUCUUUUGAGCGUCUUUCUUGGAGAUGUUAUUGGCAGUCCAAGGCUUUGCCAUCAACUGGCAAAGAGAGGAAGAGCCUGUGAUGAUUAUACUCCGUCAGAUUAAUUAAAAAGGACGUUACGAGAAUGAAAGAAGGUCGUGUGGCUUCCUCGAGUGAUUGUAAAUAUUUUGAUGCCAUGAACAUUACGCUGAUCACCGACCGGUUCUUCCUCUUAUGAAAAUAUUCUUUUAUUUUUCUUUUUCUUUCUUUUGUUUUUUUUUUGUUUCGUUGAUAUCGAAAUAGAAGCGCAAAAAUAUAUCUAUAUAUGUAUAUAUAUAUAUAUAUAUAUAUUUGUUUGUUAUAUUUUUCUCAUGUUAUUUCUCUUAUG